AUGUCGGACUCGAAGGACAUUGACGAUAAGGCCACCCAGGCCGGCACUUCUAAAACCUCGAAAUCGGACGGCAAGAAACCCGCCAAGGAUGGAGAGCAGGGCCAAAACAAGAUGACGACCAAGAUGGCCGAGUCGUUGUUGGAGAUGAACCCGGCCCUGAAGAACGAGAUGGCGGGAAUGGACAAGGGCAAGGCCGCUGAGAUUCUGCGCAAUCUGGACCUUUCCGAUUUGCUGACGGGUAUGUCGGUUGGUGGAAAGAACCAGAAGGAUAUGGCCUCGUACAAGUUCUGGCAGACGCAGCCGGUGCCUCGAUUCGAUGAUAAGGAGGAGAGCAUCACUGAGGGGCCGAUCAAGAGAAUUGACCCGGCGAAAGUGUCGAAGGAACCGGAUGCUUUGGUUGAAGGGUUUGAGUGGUCGACUCUUGAUUUGACGAAUCAGGAGGAGCUCCAUGAGUUGUACGAUCUCCUGACAAAUCACUACGUGGAGGACGACAAUGCCAUGUUCCGGUUCAAUUACUCGCGGUCCUUCCUUCACUGGGCCCUGAUGUCUCCCGGCUGGAAGAAAGAAUGGCAUGUCGGUGUUCGCGCCUCCAAGUCGAAGAAAUUGGUCGCUUCUAUCUGCGGUGUGCCUACUGAGCUGCGUGUUCGCGACAAGAAGAUCAAGGUUACGGAGAUUAACUUCCUCUGCAUCCACAAGAAACUCCGGUCUAAGCGUUUGACUCCCGUUCUCAUCAAGGAGAUCACCCGUCGUUGCUAUCUGAAUGGCAUCUACCAGGCCAUCUACACUGCUGGUGUGAUCCUCCCUACACCCGUCAGCUCCUGUCGGUACUACCACCGUCCUCUUGACUGGUUGAAGCUCUACGAGGUCGGCUUCUCGCCGCUCCCCCCUGGAUCUACCAAGGCCCGCCAGAUCACGAAGAACCACCUUCCCAGCUCUACCUCAACCCCCGGUCUUCGACCUAUGGAAUCGAAGGAUAUCGAUGCCGUCCACGACCUGUUGGAGCGUUACUUGGUAAAAUUCAAUCUGAAUCAGGCCUUCACAAGGGAAGAAAUUGAACACUGGCUGGUGCACAAAGAGAACCCAAGCCAGGAGCAGGUUGUGUGGUCUUACGUGGUGGAAGACCCGGAAACCCACAAGAUUACGGACUUUUUCUCGUUCUACAACCUGGAGUCCUCCGUCAUCCAGCACCCGAAGCACAAGAAUGUGCGUGCCGCCUACCUGUACUAUUAUGCAACGGAGACAGCAUUCGGCGAGGACAAGAAGGCCCUCAAAGAAAGACUCCUCAUGCUGAUGAAUGACGCCUUGAUCUUGGCUAAGAAGUCCCAAUUCGAUGUCUUUAACGCCCUUACGCUUCACGACAACCCUAUGUUCCUUGAGCAGCUCAAGUUUGGCGCCGGUGAUGGACAGCUUCACUUCUACAUUUACAACUACCGCGCAGCCCCUAUCCCUGGAGGUGUUAACGAGAAGAAUCUGCCGGAUGAGAACAAGAUGGGAGGUGUUGGUGUUGUCAUGCUGUAA
Molecule: messenger RNA, 1518 nt
Organism: Aspergillus wentii DTO 134E9
Lineage: Eukaryota; Fungi; Ascomycota; Eurotiomycetes; Eurotiales; Aspergillaceae
Product: glycylpeptide N-tetradecanoyltransferase swoF
Exons: 3
Coding region: 1-1518 (505 amino acids)
Biological process (GO): N-terminal peptidyl-glycine N-myristoylation
Cellular component (GO): cytoplasm
Molecular function (GO): glycylpeptide N-tetradecanoyltransferase activity
Source: RefSeq, a predicted model, not a curated record